This is a messenger RNA of Sordaria macrospora k-hell, 1386 nucleotides long. RefSeq lists its product as uncharacterized. NCBI's taxonomy places the organism in Eukaryota, Fungi, Ascomycota, Sordariomycetes, Sordariales, Sordariaceae. The record is from RefSeq and is a predicted model, not a curated record.
AUGACCAUUUCUACCGACACUCCUUGUGGACCCCGCGUUGGCGUCAACGGCAUUCCGGCGACCAAGAUGCGUGUCUUUUUGGUACAGACCGCACAAGGUCUCACUCCCUCCUCAGGAGGCUACAAGGCGAACGUCAACCUUCUCCGCCAACUGCGACUUUUGGGCCACGACGCCGCCCAAAUCUGUUACGGUUUCGAAGACGAAGUCGAGAAGUACGCCGAGCUUGCCAGGGCCAAAGGCGUUGAGCCCAACGUCACCAACCACUCAGCUUUGCCGGUGAUGGACUCCAAGGGCAACCAGCAUGAACUCGACGUCAAGACAUUCAUGGAUGAGCAUGGCAUUCACAAUAUCGUCAUCUCUCGCGUCCCCUUCAAUGAAGCUUACCCCACUAGGGAAUUCUGGCAGGAUACCAAAGAUUACCUUGAGGAGCGCUCCAUUACGCAGCGCAUGCAGACCUUGAUCGAAAUCUUCUCCGAGCAUAUCACUGCCUACCGUCCUACCCACGUCGUCUUCAAUGAUCCCGUCACUAUGAAAGUCACGGCCGACCACGCACUGCGUCCCACCUUCAAACGUAUCAACGUUAUCCACACCGCUGAACAGCUGCCUUUUGGCCCGUAUUGCAACGGCAUUCUGGGCCAUUGCUCAUCCCCUGAGGUCGAAGACCGACUGCUUAGAGAGCUUGAAGGAAUCUGGGUGGUCUCGAAGGCCAUCGGAGACUAUGCUUGGCAGUACGGAAAACUCAAGACCACAUUCCUAGUGCACAGUCCGCUCACUUACCUCGAUGCCCGCACCGGAGGCAUGCCUGUCCAGCGCUACAACAUUGACAAAUUCGAAGUCGGCAUGGUUAACCCCUGCCCUCACAAGGGUCUUUCCAUCCUUGUUGAGCUCGCCAAAAGACUGCCGCAAAUUCAGUUUGUCACUUGGAGCAGCUGGGGCUCUGCACGCAAACACCUUGAUCAGCUCAAGUCACUUCCCAACAUGAAGGUCAUGCCUACAACCAGCAACACAGAUGAAAUUUGGGACCGCAUCAAGGUCCUACUUGCACCUUCUGUCUGGCUCGAGGCGUGGGGCGUUGUCGUGACUGAGGCCCAGCUUCGCGGCAUCCCCGUUAUUGCUUCCAAUGCCGGCGGACUCAAGGAGGCCAAGAUCGACUUACCAUACUGCCUCCCCGUCAACGUCGUCACCGGUGCUAAGCACGAGAAUGGUGACUAUAUCGUCCCGGAGCAAAACAUCGACCUUUGGGAGGAUGCCGUUCGCCGCUUGAUGACCUGCAAGCAAAACUACGACAUGGUCGCACGCGCAACUGCCCAAGGCUCUGUCAAGUGGCUUGACGGUCUCGACCCUCGUGCCCACGAGAAGUGGUUUCUGGGAAUGAUGACCGCUUGA